CUAGUGGAAUGAAGUUGUAACCUAACUAGGAGUGGUACUAAAGCGUGCAAGACUUACUGGUGCAUAUGCAACAUGAUAUCGGACAGCAGGGUGGCGUGAAGAAGAAUAAGAAGAAGAUGAAGUGCUCCAGCUUUGAUUUACAUGAUUUGAGUUUCUCACACAAGUCACAACUAUCCCAUUUUUCAGGCAAUGCAAAUUGUAAGAAAAUCCAAGAAUGCAGUUCCUGUGAAAACAUUCUUUAUAAUCCAUGGAUCUUUCAUCACAGAACAAGCACUCAACAAAAACAAAACAAAAAUGCAGGUGGUGGUCGAGAUUAUGACAGGAACAAUCUUUCAUGUCCAAGUAGGCGACAAUGCAACAGUGCUAGAUUUGAAGAUAGCAAUACAGAAUCAAGAAAACCUUCCCGGUGAUCGCCUCAUCCUUUUGCUCGACAAGGAUGGUGAUCAUAUGAUGAUGAAUGAAGAUCAAAAAUCCCUUAGUGAAUACGGGGUCCAAGAUGGCUCUCGCCUCUACGGGUUUUUUAAGCUCCCUCAGGAAGAAAAUGAUGACGAUGCUGAUACCGGUGAUGACAAGGUCAUGGAUAAAGAUAGGACUGAGAGUGAUAGUGAGGAAAUGAAAAAUGACAACGCUGGUAAUAACAGUGGCAGCUCCACUCCUAAAACUCCAUAUGAAGAGGAUUCUGUUCAAUCACCUGAGUAUGUUUCAGACUCAGAUUAGCUUGAAUUAGCUAUAUGAAUGAAUCACUGUAGUAUCCAUUCUGCUUUAUCCAGUCUUAUUCCUGUUAGCUACUAAAUUAUUAAGUGUUGUAUUGCAGUCACAAUGAUUUCCUAAAAUUUGAAGUAUCAUCCUUCUUACAUCUAGCUUCUUCUUUCUUAUGAUAAUCUAGAAAUAUGUAUUAGGUAU
Molecule: messenger RNA, 903 nt
Organism: Nicotiana tabacum (common tobacco)
Lineage: Eukaryota; Viridiplantae; Streptophyta; Magnoliopsida; Solanales; Solanaceae
Source: RefSeq, a predicted model, not a curated record